This is a messenger RNA of Marmota monax (woodchuck), 3038 nucleotides long. RefSeq names its product cell wall biogenesis 43 C-terminal homolog (gene Cwh43). The transcript has 16 exons. The coding region runs from base 135 to 2282 and encodes 715 amino acids. Gene Ontology annotation, biological process: GPI anchor biosynthetic process. Gene Ontology annotation, cellular component: endoplasmic reticulum. The record is from RefSeq and is a predicted model, not a curated record. NCBI's taxonomy places the organism in Eukaryota, Metazoa, Chordata, Mammalia, Rodentia, Sciuridae.
GCGGGCAGUAGUCUAGGGAGGGGAGUUGGAGUGCGGACGCGGGUCUGGGAGGACGCAGCGGCUGGCGGGGAGCGCAGGGCGCGCACUACAGCUCCGACCAGGGGGCUUUUUUAGAUAGCGCCACUCCCUUCCGCAUGGCGGCGAUGCCCUCCCUGUGGAGAGAAAUCCUCCUGGAGACCCUUCUGGGCUAUGGUUCUUGGUCUCUCUACCAUGACUUAGGACCGAUGAUCUAUUACUUUCCCCUGCAAACACUGGAGCUCACUGGGUUUGAAGUUUUUGGCAUAGUCUCUCUUUCUCCAGCACUCCUAAUAAUUACUCCUUUCUGGAAGCUGGCUAAUAAGAAGUGGAUGCUAACCCUGCUUAGGAUCAUCACUGUAGGUGGCCUAGCCUCCUUCCAGGCUCCAAAUGCCAUCCUUCGGCUGGUGGUCCUUGCACUUGGUGUGUUUUCCUCGCUGAUAGUGCACAGCGUGACUUGGUGGUCAGGAAGUGGUUUGCAAAGGUACCACAGAAUCUGGGGAUUUAUUUUAGGACAGAUUCUUCUUGUCGUCCUCCGCAUAUGGUAUACUUCACUAAAUCCAGUCUGGAGUUGUCAGAUGUCCAACAGAGUGAUCCUGGCAUUAAGUAUGAUAGCCACACUUGAUCGCAUUGGCACAGAUGGUGACUGCAGCAAACCCGAGGGGAAGAAGACGGGUGAGGUGGCCAGAGGCGUGCCCUCUAGACCCACCCAGCUGCUGGCCGGUGCUGCCUUUGGUAGCCUCCUGUUCGUCACUCACUGGGUCUUUGGAGAGGUCUCACUUGUUUCCAGAUGGGCAGUGAGUGGUCAUCCCCACCCAGGGCCACAUCCGAACCCAUUUGGAGGUGCAGUUCUGCUGAGCCUGGCAAGUGGACUGACGCUCUCAGCUUGUUCGUGGUUUCCUAAUUCUGGUUUCAUCUGGUGGGUUACAGGAACAGCUUCAGCUGUGGGUCUCCUUUACCUGCCCACAUGGGCAGCUGCUGUUUCCGGCUGUGUGCUGGCCAUCUUCACUGGAUCCAUGUGGCCUCAAGUGCUUAAACACCUGGUUAGCUCGGGGACAAGCCCUGGAGAAACCAUGACUGUUGCCAUGGUGGUUUAUGUUCUAGACAUAUUUUUCUGUGCAUGGUGCACAGCCUUUAAGUUUGUCCCAGGAGGUGUUUACACUAGAGAAAGAUCUGACGUGCUUUUGGGGACUGUGGUGUUCAUUAUUGGGCUAAAUAUGUUAUUUGGUCCUAAGAAAAACCUUGACUUUCUUCUUCAAACAAAAAACAGUCCUAAAAUGCUUUUCAGAAAGAGUGAAAAAUACAUGAUGCUUUUUUUGUGGCUGCUUGUUGGCUUGGGGUUGUUGGGAUUAGGACUACGACAUAAAGCCUAUGAGAGGAAAUUGGGCAAAGGGGUGCCAGCCACAGAGUUCUCUGCUGCCAUCUGGCCUCUCAGGUUUGGAUAUGACAAUGAAGGAUGGUCUAAUCUAGAAAGAUCAGCUCAAUUGCUCAACCAGACAGGUGCAGAUUUCAUAACCAUUUUGGAGAGUGAUGCUUCUAAACCCUAUAUAGGUAACAAUGACUUAACCAUGUGGCUAGGGGACAAGCUGGGUUUCUAUACAGACUUUGGUCCAAGCACCAGGGAUCACACCUGGGGGAUUAUGGUGUUAUCAAGAUACCCAAUUGUGAAAUCGGAGCAUCACCUUCUUCCGUCACCAGAGGGCGAGAUUGCACCAGCCAUAACCCUGACUGUCAACAUCUCUGACAAAUUUGUGGAUUUUGUUGUGACACAUUUUGGAAACCAUGAAGAUGACCUUGACAGGAAACUGCAGGCUAUUGCUGUUUCAAAACUACUGAAAAAUUGCUCUAAUCAAGUGGUAUUUCUGGGGUAUAUCACUUCAGCACCUGGUUCCAGAGAUUACCUACAGCUCACCAAACAUGGCCAUGUGAAGGAUAUCGAUAGCACAGAUCACGACAGAUGGUGUGAAUACAUUAUGUAUCGGGGGUUGAUCAGGUUGGGUUAUGCAAGAAUUUCCCGUGCUAAACUGAGUGACUCUGAAAUUCAGAUGGCAAAAUUUAGGAUCCCCGAUGACCCCAUUAAUUAUAGAGACAAUCAGAAAGUGGUCAUAGACCACAGAGAAGUUCCCAAGAAAAUUCGUUUCAAUCCCAGUGUGUUGAGAGCCACAGCCCAAGGGGCCCCAGCAAACUUCCAGCUGCCGGCUGAUGAUUGGCUCACAGCGCCCCAGCAACAUCUAGCUGAUUGGCUCCUCGGCCCCAGCAACAUCUAGCUGAUUGGCUCCUCUGCGGUGAUGCUCAUUGGGCUGUUUCCCUGCCCUUUCAGACCACGGAGCUGCUCAUUGGGGGACUUUUUUGGCUCCGCCCACGUGACCCAGCCAAUCGGCCUCAAGAGCAGGAGGAUUGUGGGAGGUGGAGAAAAGCUUGUGGGGGAGAGAGAGGCUUGUGGAAAGCCGGUGGUGGCAGUUGAGGCUCUGAGGGUUUUUCCUGAGAGGCUGUUUUGUUUGGCGUGUGUGGUUCUAAAAAUAAAGUUAGUUUCUUUUGACAAGUGGCUCCUGAUUGUGCCCAGCCAGACUGCGGCACCAGUGUAUUUUUUUUCAUUUUUCAGAAGCAUUGAUUUUACUAUAAGAUUUAUGAGAAACAGAAAUUUACUAAGGACCAUCUCUGCUAUCCCAGAGACAUGGGAGAAAGAACAGAGAAGAGCAGGGCAGGGCUAAGUGUCCCAGGAAAAACAGUCUCUGAUGCCUUUCCCAGCUGGUGGAGGGACCCAUUUGUGGGAGGAUCCAGAGGCCCUCUCACUGGCAUCUAUGUGGUGAAGGCUUCAGUAAUCUGUGCACCUUCCUCCUACAGCUGUUCCAUGUGAGAUCCUGUGGCAUCUGUCUUUCUGUAUUGAUAGAUAUGUUGAUGAGCACAAGUUCAUCAUCCCAUAAUGUAUAGCUUCAUCUAUAAACAUCCCAUUGUUUACCAUAAAUGUAUAGUUAUAAUUUGUCAGUUUAAAAUGAUAUUAAUAAAAGCAUAUGUAAAAUAAA